AACCCUAGUUUACCCUAAGACUAGAUUUAAUCUAUAUAGUUAUUUGUUAGAAUGUAACAAGUUAGUACUAAGUUAGGUACAGUACCUAGUAGUCUAUAGUACUUAUUAGAAUUUAUAUUAUAAUAUUAUAUUUUGUAGGUAUAUAAUAGGUACACCAUACACACGUGUCAGUGUGUCACCUUAUAUUUGUUGUAAUCCUUUAGCUUAUUACAAAUUAACAAAUAUAUGUCAUCUCAUUUUAUCGGUAUUGAUAGAUCUGUGUAUUCCUACUAGGUCAUCGGUAGGUAAAGUAAAAUAUGUUAUAGGUAUUGACAAUUUAUUUAAACAUACAUUUAAAGUGUACUUGGGAUAACUAAAUCAAAUUUAUAAACAUCAAGAUCCUCUAUUAUUUCCCCAUUUGGUAAUAAUAUGUCUGACCGUAUCAGAAAUAGACGACAUUUUGUAAUUAAUUUUUGCUUGUUAUCUACCCAAAUAUUAUUUUGUAAUGGUUAGAUCAAGAAGUAGAUGAAGAAGCUUUCCGAUGCUUAACUGAAUCUAUGGUGCGAGAGCUUUGUCUACCUAUGGGUCAUCGAGCCAAAAUAGUUAAAAGAAUUUCAGAAUUGAAGUCUGAGUUAUCAUCUAAUGUCCAAAAUUCAUGUAAUUCUUCUUCGGAGACCUCUGUUUUUAAUAUUUUAACUGAUGGUAAUUUGAGUCAUGUAAAUGAUAUACUGAACUCCCAUGAAACCUUGCAGACAAAUUUGGAUGAUUCAAGUAUAGAAAUUAUCAAUCAGGAUUUUUCAACGCUUGGAAACUGUAUUACUGAUAAUAAAACUAGCCCCUGCUAUACAAACAAACAUUUCACCAGCUUCAUUGAUACUCCUGCUAGGACCAGCUUUAUUGAUACUCCUAGCACCAGCCAAAUUGAUACUCCUGCUAGGACCAGCUUUAUUGAUACUCCUAGCACCAGCCAAAUUGAUACUUCUAGCACCAGCUUUAUCGAUACUACAUCAUUAUAUACAUCAAUUAGUUUAAAAUCUAUUUUGAAUAGUUAUCAUGAAGGCAAAAUCAUUUUAGAUAAUUAUUUAAAGAAUAAUGAACUAAAUGGAUUGUUGAGAAAUAAAUUAUCUCAUAUAAUAGUAACGCAUUUGCUCAAACAAAGUGAAGACAAGAAAAUAUCUACUGAAAAAUUAAUUGCAGUAUCUUUAGAAAUUUGUUCUGUAUUUCCUCAAGAACAUAAAGAGACAUAUUAUACUCCUUACAAAAAAGAGGCAAAUUUGGUAUCGCCAGCUAGAGGAAAGUUGUGGGAUAAGUAUAAUAAUCUCAGAAAAGAAAUUAGGAAAACAAACCAAAGAUUGACUAAAGAGAUUACUCCUGAAAAUAGUUUUAUACCUACCCUAGAAUUAGCAGAUGAUAUAAUAUGGCUCAAAAAUAAUAUAUCACCUUGGAGUAUUGUUGAAAACAAAUGGCUUAAAACAUUUCAAGAGAGAUAUAAUUAUUUAUUAAGCGAUGAUACAAAUAGUUGUUAUCUAUCAGUCUAUCCUCCAUUAAAAAGUCCACUUGGAUUUACAUUGAUUGAUCUGUAUUUUAGUCAGUUAUACCCCCAAAAAACACUGAUUCUUUUUACCAAAUUCGAAAUUUUAAAAAACAAAUUAUCAAAUUAUAUAAAUAGAUAUAAUGUUAAAGGAAUUGAUAGUAAUUUGAUAGAUGCGAUCAUAAAUCCUCCAGAUUCUGGCAUUGACACAGUUGCUGCUCUAAAAGUUCUGGUAGAAUUAUUUAAACCAAUAAAUAUAUCAAAAAGAACAUGUACUGGAUCAAAAAAAAAUUUUACUAGACCAUCUAAAUUAGAAAUUCAGCAAUCAUUCAUUUAUUAUGCAAAUACAGUAUCACAGUUGAAAGAA
Messenger RNA from Myzus persicae (green peach aphid), 1877 nucleotides. RefSeq lists its product as uncharacterized. The record is from RefSeq and is a predicted model, not a curated record. The annotation marks the transcript as partial. NCBI's taxonomy places the organism in Eukaryota, Metazoa, Arthropoda, Insecta, Hemiptera, Aphididae. The transcript has 8 exons.